CACUGCUUUCGCCAAUUGACUGCAUACUGCUAUCUAUCCCUGUCCGGCCGUUGCCUGCCGCUAUCUCGCAGACCAACAGGUCACCGUUAGCAGUGACACGUCAGCGUUAGUAGUGACACCACAACGGUACUCUUUCAAGCAGCACUUGAUCUCACAGCCUCAACCCCGCUUGAAUCGUCUUAGCCCAACGCGUCGGUUCGUGCACUUCCGAAGCUCGCGCAUCCUGUACUAUUCACGAACUGCAGCGCCUAGCAAGCUAUGACGAUGUCGCGCUUGUACACGUUUUCUCUAGUCGCGGCGCUGCUGCUGCUGGCCGCGUGCGCUGACGCAGCACCGACGGUAGCGCAAUUCCGGGCGGAACUGAAGGCGCUGAAGGCGGUGACGGUCAGCCAGAAGGAUUACAAGGCGUUCGCCAGAGGAAUUGACAGCAUGCUCGCAUACCCCGACUCGCAGCUGCCACAGCUGUUCAACACGACCAUCCUUGUGCCCACCAACAAGGCCAUCUACGCGCUCGGGAUCAAGACCCUGCAAAACAGCACGGCCAUGGAGGCCAUCGGCAAGUACAACGUGCUGCUGCGCCAGCUCACCGGCGCGCAGCUGCUCAAGCUCGCCGCCAACACGCCGCUGCGCACCAAGGCACCCAAGGAGUUGCUCGCGCGGUAUGCGUCGGCUGGCGCGAACGCGGGGAAGGCGGUGCUGGGCCCGCUGAACGCACCCGCUGCGAAGCAGGGCGUGGUGCUGACGCCCGACCUGUAUGCUGGCAAGUUCCUCAAGGUGCACGGCGUGUCCGUGUUCUUCCGCCCCAAGGGCUACUGAGAGUGUAUUUGGAGUCAACUCGAAGUACGGUACUUGCAGUCAGGGAAACUGCUCAGGGUGCAUGGCGUGUCGGUGUUUCUCCGGCCCAAGCGGUACUGAAAAAACAAGCUACCCACAGGAGGAUGCUGCGCUGUGUAAGGUAGUGUACCCUAGUGCUCCCGGCAGCUCACCUCAGCCUCGUGUCAGAGCCUUGUGUCAGGAAGUUUUUGCCACACAAGGGUAUGUGGCUAGAGGAAGGGCAGGCCCUAAGCUGACACAAUGUUCUGACACUAGGUUAAGUUAGGCCUAGUUGUUGCUGUUAUUUUGCAAUGUUACCAUCCUUUUGAUAUGUCUGCAAUCAAAUCCAGGCCCUCCA
Molecule: messenger RNA, 1171 nt
Organism: Closterium sp. NIES-67
Lineage: Eukaryota; Viridiplantae; Streptophyta; Zygnematophyceae; Desmidiales; Closteriaceae
Source: the annotation of a GenBank genome assembly